AAUUAAACAUUCCCUUUUCUAAAUUCCACCAAGCAAAUGCGAAAGCACGAAACUUUGCUCCUUACGAAAUCAAAUGUUCCAGAUUUCAAUUUUCCCAAAUUUUGAUUUCUAAUAGGAAAGAGGAACCCUAUUUCUAUUUUAGCCCCAAAUCAGGAAACCCUAAUUCUAUUAAUGGCUGAAUUGCUCUCGGGAUUUUCUGAAUCGCAGUUUUUUCUCGUCUCCGACCAAUUCGAUUUUGCCCAUCUCGUCAGAUUUUCUUCUCUUUGGCAGCGCUCUUCUCCUCCUUUUCCUCCUUCUAAGAUUUUCAGUCGCCCUUGUAAAUUUUUCUGACGGAGAAAGCGCACUAGGGAUUUAGAAAGUAUAGUAGGGAUCCCCCAUACGACUCACAGUUAUGGGGAAACGUAGUUCUCAGCGUAAGAAUGCUGCGAUGAUGGACAGCGAUGAUGAUAAUAGUAGCAUGAGUUCAACGUCAACUAUGCGCUCCGAUCAUAUAUCGGUGUCUGUGAAUGAAGAUAUGCAAGUGGAUAGGGAUGGUUUACUCGACCAAGCUGUAGAUGCUUUGUAUGAGAAGAGGGGUUCCACAAGAGAAAAAGCUUUGUCAGCAAUUAUUGACGCGUUUAAUAGCAACUUGCAACAUCAGUUUGUGGAAAAGAAGUUUGCAACAUUAUUGCAUCAGUGUCUGAAUUGCAUAAAAAAGGGUUCCUCAAAAGAGAUAUGUUUGGCGUCUCAUGUGAUCGGACUAUUGGCUUUGACUGUUGGAUGUGGAGACAAUGCUCAGGAAAUACUGGAAGAAUCAGUACCUGUGAUUUCACAGGCUUUCAAAUCAGGAUCUGAAGUUUCAAAGACAUCAGCGUUACUCGAGUGUUUAGCUAUUAUCACUUUUGUUGGUGGUAGUGACCCAGAGCAAACAGAAAAGUCAAUGCAAAUUAUGUGGCAAGUAGUUCAUCCAAAACAGAGUUCCAAUGUGAUUGCAGUUAAACUUUCAGCAGCAGUAAUAACCACCAUGGUGUCUGCGUGGUCCUUUCUUCUUACAACUGUAGAGGGGUGGAAUCUUAAUCCGAAAGACUGGCAAGAGUCCAUAACAUACUUAUCUAGUCUGCUAGAUAAGGAUGACCGGUCUAUACGUAUAGCUGCUGGUGAAGCUUUGGCUUUAAUUUUUGAGAUUGGAAGUUUAGAGAAGUUCACUGCUGGCACUAAAACAUCAAGUGACAGCUCAACUGAAGUAGGAAACAAACCUCGGGAAUAUGUACAUAUACAAGGAUUGAAAGCGAAGAUUAUUAAUCAAGCCAGAAACCUCUCAGCCGAAGCAGGUGGCAAAAGUUCUGCUAAAAAAGAUCUUAGUAGUCAGCGGAACACGUUUCGGGAUAUCUUGGAAUAUUUUGAGGAUGGUUAUUCUCCUGAAAUUUCGAUAAAGAUUGGUGGUGAAUCACUACAGACAUCAACGUGGUCGCAGAUGAUACAGUUGAACUUUUUGAAGCGUUUUCUUGGAGGAGGUUUUAUCAAGCACAUGCAGGAAAAUGAACUCCUCCAGGAUGUUCUUGGCUUCAAUCCAAAGAAAAAGAAUCUUUUGGAUUCUGAACAUCGUCUAUCUGGUAGUGAAAAGAGGAUGUUUAAGUCACCGAACUCGGUACAAAACAAAGCCAGGACCCAGCUGCUUAACAAGCAGCGAAUGUUCUCCGAGGGUAAAAAUAUCGGCCGCUUUGCAGCUAAUUUGGGGGACGAUGCGUAAGAAAAAUUCACGUGCUUAUCUUAUCGGUUUUGCCCGAAUCAUGCUGGGUUUUAGUUGACGAAUUUCAAACAAUCUUAUUUCAUUUUGUAGUAACGUAAUUGAUGGUGGUUGGAUAUGGCUAUCAGUCAUUUGCUACAUUAGAAAAUUUCGAUGAAGAAAAUUUUGUAAUUCCAUAUGGAGUUUGUUA
This is a messenger RNA of Pyrus x bretschneideri (Chinese white pear), 1916 nucleotides long. RefSeq names its product interferon-related developmental regulator 1. The transcript has 13 exons. The record is from RefSeq and is a predicted model, not a curated record. The coding region runs from base 392 to 1729 and encodes 445 amino acids. Lineage: Eukaryota; Viridiplantae; Streptophyta; Magnoliopsida; Rosales; Rosaceae.